AUGUCUUUUGUUCCCCCCUCUCUUCCAAAAGGAUCGUCCGAAGUUCCCGUCUCUUCUGGAGUUCACUUACCGCCCAUGAGUCAUCCGUAUGAGCGGGAUGUCGUUCUUCGUCAUGUUGGUGAUCAACAUCCAGAUGAAGAUCAUGUCAGUAACUCGGAUGCACAUACCGAAGUUAAUAGUGACCCCGAGCUUGACGCCAAACACACGCUGGUUAGUUGGGAGGAAAACGACCCUGAAAAUCCUCGCAAUCUUUCACGCCUCCGAAAAUGGACGAUCACGCUUAUAUCUUCCGCAUUGUGUCUUUCAGUAGCCCUGGGAUCUAGUAUAGUAACCGGGGAUAUCCCAGGUCCUAUGGAGGAGUUUCAGGUGUCUGAAGAGGUUGUAAAUCUGACAGUAACAUUAUUUGUUGUCGGAUUCGGUAUUGUUGACGGCGAUACCAAAGGCCCCUUGGUAUUUGCCCCUAUGUCUGAGAUUCUUGGCAGAUAUCCUGUCUACUGUAUAAGCAUGGGUCUGUAUUUUAUCUUCACUUUACCCUCGGCACUGGCUCCAAAUAUUGGAUGUCUGAUUGUUUCUCGAGCCUUAGCUGGCCUCGCGUCGUCAGCGCCCAUGACCAAUGUCGGAGGAACUUUGGCAGACAUUUGGGAUGUGGAAGAUCGUGGUGCCGCGAUGGCGGUAUUCUCGUCGUCCAUUUUUAUGGGGCCGUGUAUUGGUCCAUUGAUCGGAGGCUUCAUCGGAGAGACUAUAGGAUGGCGCUGGAUCUAUUGGGUCCUGUUCAUAUUUGUCGGAGUGGUAUUCGCCGCAACCGUGCUCUUCAUGCCUGAGACUCUAAGUCCAGUACUACUGCGCCGUAGGGCUGCUCGUCUGCGCAAAGAGACCGGGAAUCCAACAUUAAAGAGCGAGAGUGAGCUUCAACAUGUUAGCCUCGCUGAGAAGGUAAAAAUAUCUUUGACACGCCCGUUGAUCCUCCUUGCAACGGAGCCACUGCUGAUCUGCAUGUCAGGGUAUCUUACGUUUAUUUAUUCUCUCCUUUAUCUAUUUUUCUUUGCUUACCCUAUCGUGUUGCUUCCAAAGGGUCUGAACGCCGGAGAAAUCGGACUGACGUUUAUUGGCGUUAUGAUUGGCAUCUUCUGCGCAAUGCUUCUCCUCCCACUGCAAGAGAAAGCCUACCGAAAAGUAUGCGAAAAACGUGGAGUUGUACCUGAGGCCCGUCUCCCAUUGAUGAUGUUCGGAUCGAUGCGAGUUCUCUAA
Messenger RNA from Rhizoctonia solani, 1248 nucleotides. Its product is annotated as major facilitator superfamily transporter. Gene Ontology annotation, biological process: transmembrane transport. Gene Ontology annotation, molecular function: transmembrane transporter activity. Lineage: Eukaryota; Fungi; Basidiomycota; Agaricomycetes; Cantharellales; Ceratobasidiaceae. The coding region runs from base 1 to 1248 and encodes 415 amino acids. The transcript has 9 exons. The record is from RefSeq and is a predicted model, not a curated record.